AUGGAGUCCAACACCCCUCUUUUAUCACAGGGCUUGAGGAACAAGAAAACCCCAAUGUUGCAGGCGAUGUGGCGCGAUAUUGUUGUUGUUUUCAAGUCCUCUCCGAUCAAUUACUUGAUUGCCUUUGUACCACUGGGAUUGAUGUUCGGGUACGGGAAGCUGUCUGUGACCUGGAACUUCAUCCUGAACUUCGUGGCUAUCAUCCCAUUGGCAGCAAUUUUGGCUUUCGCGACGGAAGAGCUGGCCGACAAAGCUGGCUCUACUCUGGGAGGAUUGCUAAAUGCCACCCUGGGUAAUGCUGUGGAACUUAUUGUUUCGAUUAUAGCCCUCCGCAGUGGCCAGGUUACUAUUGUCCAAGCAUCUAUGCUAGGAAGCAUAUUGUCGAACCUGCUGCUGGUGCUUGGCUUCUGUUUCCUAGCCGGUGGUUACAACAGGGUGGAACAGAACUUCAAUCAGACGGCAGCUCAAACCAUGUCGUCCCUGUUGGCCAUUUCGUGCGCCUCGUUGUUGAUUCCAGCCGCGUUCCGUGCCUCUCUUCCAGAUGACAACAAGAAGCAAGACUUAUUGAUCAAUGCCAAGAUCUUGAGUUUGUCCAGGUCAACUUCGAUCGUUCUUCUUGUCGUUUACGUUUGCUUUCUCUACUUCCAACUCGGGUCUCACCACACAUUAUUUGAACAGCAGGAGGAAGAAGCUGAUGAGGUCUUGGAGCAACACCCCAAGAGGCACACGUUGUCGGUAAAGUCCUCGAUCAUUGUCCUCGUGGUUACUACAAUUCUAGUAUCUAUUUGCGCUGACUUCCUCGUUGGCAGUAUCGAUCAUGUUGUUGAGACCUCAGGUUUGUCCAAGACUUUUAUUGGUUUGAUAGUCAUCCCUAUUGUAGGGAAUGCAGCUGAGCACGUUACGUCGGUUGUUGUGGCUACUAAAAACAAAAUGGAUCUCGCGUUGAGUGUGGCAAUUGGCUCUUCACUUCAGAUUGCUCUUUUCGUUACUCCGACUAUGGUUUUAAUAGGGUGGGCAAUUGGUGUUCCCAUGACAUUGAACUUCUCAACUUUUGAGACUGCUACCUUGUUCAUUUCGGUGUUCCUUUCCAACUACUUGAUUUUGGAUGGUUUAUCCAAUUAUCUAGAGGGAAUCAUGUCCAUUGCGAUGUACGUUCUGAUUGCUCUUGCAUUUUUCUACUAUCCCGAUCAGGAAGCCCUCUCUUCGCUUUCCACAUGA
Lachancea nothofagi CBS 11611 is the source of this 1218-nucleotide messenger RNA. The record is from the annotation of a GenBank genome assembly. NCBI's taxonomy places the organism in Eukaryota, Fungi, Ascomycota, Saccharomycetes, Saccharomycetales, Saccharomycetaceae.